UUUCCCCCAUUUUUAUUUGCUUGCAUUCAAUAUAGACAUGGAGAUGAGAAGGAGAUGGGAAGACAUGGAAAUAGACUGCUUGGUGAGCAUCUUCAGAAGGUUAGGCCUUGAUGACAUGGUUCUUGGUGUUCCUUUUGUCUGCAAAUCAUGGCACAAAGCUUCUCUUGAUCCUCACUGCUGGAAAGUUCUCAACUUUAGCUCACUAGACUUCAUGCCAUGGAGCCACUUUGCUCACAGAUUCACAUCUCUCUACUCCCUCAAAUCUCUCUCAGUCAUCAACUUCAUGAAACUAGUUCUUCACCGGAGUGCCGGCUUUGCCAUCGAGCUCUUCUUCCCUCCAUGGCUUGAUGCAGCUCUAGCUCAGCUUACCAGCUUCUGCAAUGAGUGUUCAAGAUUGAAGAUCAUUGUUUUACCUCGUCUGCUUUCACAAGAUGAGAUGAUGAUACCUGAGUUUGUAGCAGGGUUUAAAGAGCUUGAAUAUUUGGAAAUGCAGUGCAAGCCAAGAUGUUUUUUGGAAGUAGUGAAGGAGAUCAAUCUGAAGUGCAGAAAUCUAGUGGGGUUAAGCAUGACAGGGUAUGUGAAGCAUGAAGAUGCAUUGGCAAUGGUUAAUCUUAUUCCCAAAUUGAAGUACUUGAAUUUGAGCAAGUCAUACAUGGAGAAAGAGUCAUUGAUGGUGAUUGUAAAUGGGUGUAGGAAUUUGGAGAGGUUGGAGGUCAAGGGUUGUUUUGCUCUUGAAAUUGAUGAUGAGAUUUUGAGAAGAGCUUCUUAUAUCAAAACCUUCAAAUAUGAAGGUUGUAGAACUGCACAAGAGUAUUUUGAUGACUCUGAAGAUGAUGAUAUUUUAGUCAUGUAAUGUAACCUGCUGAAUUUUGUAUUGUUUUUCCUGUUUU
Dioscorea cayenensis subsp. rotundata (Guinea yam) is the source of this 890-nucleotide messenger RNA. RefSeq names its product F-box protein FBW2-like. Gene Ontology annotation, molecular function: protein binding. The coding region runs from base 38 to 853 and encodes 271 amino acids. The transcript is spliced from 2 exons. The record is from RefSeq and is a predicted model, not a curated record. Lineage: Eukaryota; Viridiplantae; Streptophyta; Magnoliopsida; Dioscoreales; Dioscoreaceae.